Lineus longissimus is the source of this 1582-nucleotide messenger RNA. Its product is annotated as diphosphomevalonate decarboxylase-like. The transcript is spliced from 11 exons. The coding region runs from base 11 to 1213 and encodes 400 amino acids. The record is from RefSeq and is a predicted model, not a curated record. NCBI's taxonomy places the organism in Eukaryota, Metazoa, Nemertea, Pilidiophora, Heteronemertea, Lineidae. Gene Ontology annotation, biological process: isoprenoid biosynthetic process; isopentenyl diphosphate biosynthetic process, mevalonate pathway. Gene Ontology annotation, cellular component: cytosol. Gene Ontology annotation, molecular function: ATP binding; diphosphomevalonate decarboxylase activity.
UCUCCUGAUCAUGGCGGACAUCGUACGACCAGGGAAAGACAGCGAUUUAUGCCUCGUAACAUGCACUGCUCCCGUUAAUAUUGCUGUAAUUAAGUAUUGGGGUAAACGAGAUGAAAGCUUGAUUCUUCCGAUAAACUCAUCCUUGAGUGCCACCCUAGAUCAAGAACAGUUGCGAGCUACCACUACUGUUGCCGUGAGCCCAGCUUUCAAGGAGGAUCGUAUUUGGUUGAACGAUGAAGAGGAAUCAAUCCAGAACCCAAGGUUACAGACAGUUCUUAGUGAAGUAAGGAGACAUGCUAGAAAACGACCCCACAAUGGCGACAGUAUCUUAUCAAAGAUGGUCACUUGGAAAGUGCAUAUCUGUUCAAAGAAUAACUUCCCAACUGCUGCAGGUCUAGCCUCGUCUGCUGCAGGCUAUGCUUGCCUUGUUGCAUCACUUGCAAAGCUGUUCGGUGUUGAAGAGAAUGUCUCAUACUUAGCAAGACAAGGCUCAGGCAGUGCAUGUCGCAGCAUGUUUGGAGGAUUUGUUGAAUGGAGAAAAGGAAGUGAGCCUGAUGGGUCGGAUUCAAUGGCUGUCCAGUGCUUUCCAGAAUCACACUGGCCAGAGAUGAGGAUACUCAUUCUAGUUGUGAGCGACCACAAGAAGAUCACAGGAAGUACAUCAGGGAUGCAGAGGUCGGUGGAAACAUCUGAUUUGAUCGCAUACCGAGCAGAGCAUGUUGUACCGCAGAGGAUGAGAGAUAUCAAGGAGGCAAUUGCAAAAAGAGACUUUGAAACGUUUGCUGAUAUCACUAUGAAGGACAGUAACCAAUUCCAUGCCAUAUGCCAAGACACGUACCCUCCCAUAUACUACAUGAACGACACAUCUAAAGCUAUCGUCCACCUUGUACACUGCUAUAAUGAUUACGUUGGCUCCAGUAAGAUUGCCUAUACAUUUGAUGCUGGUCCCAAUGCCUGUAUCUACUCACUAGAUGAGCAUGUCGCACCAUUCCUAGUCCUCCUACAACAUUUCUUCCCACUGCCCAAUGGAGAAUGUUACAUCACCAAUCCAUCAGAUGAACAUAUUCACCUGAAAAAGAAUAUUGUAAACAAAGUCAAGCUGGAACCGCAGACUGGUGCUAUAAAGUAUAUCAAACAAACCAAGGUUGGACCUGGUCCGCAGGUGCUUGAAAAUGGGCCACAUCUUCUUGGAACAGAUGGAAUGCCACUGUAAAUUGGUGCUAUAGACUUUGCUGCAUACUGUGUUAAGGACCAAUGUCGUUGAAUGGAAGACCACAAAUAGAUUCUUUAAUGUACAGAUUGAACCAAUUGUCAAAUAUCAACUAAUUUUCUCUUUUUUUCGAAUUUCAUUUUUAAAACAUUGCUUAGUCAAAUAUCCAUUAUCUUCUUUAUCAGAGCUGCCAACCCCUGCGAUUUUGCAUUAGAACUACUGUGUAUAAGCCUUAAGGCAGUAACUACAUUGUAAAUUCCCAUGUUUGUUGCUGAAAUUCAACACCUUCAGCGCCGAACCACGUGGAUCUACGUGGCCCCAACCCCCCUCUUUUUGAGCUGGUUAUCGGUGUCUCAUGGACUUCAUGAAAGA